AUGUGUCUAUUAGCACUUGUGAUUUUAACCUUCUGCUCCACUCGAACCUGCACCGAAGACAUUCAUAAGUGUCCUCAUGGGUGUGAUUGCACGGAAUGGAAAGGUUUUUAUGUUUCAUGUACAGAUAUUUCUACCUUGCCAUUGUUUCCUGGAAACACUGAGACACUACGUCUCUAUGAAACAAGACUGAGCUCUGUUCCUAAAGACGCAUUUGCCAACAUGGUGAACAUCUCAUUAAUUUAUCUCUCAGUUGAUGUCACAUUAAGAAGUUUAGAGAAACAUUCAUUUUUCAACCUGAAGAAGAUUACACAUAUAGAAAUAAGAAACACCAGAAGUCUGACGACUAUCGAUCCUGAAGCUUUCAAAGAUCUACCAAAGUUAAAAUAUUUAGGUUUGUUCAAUACUGGACUCACCAUCUUUCCUGCACUGACAAGGAUUUGUUCUGAUGAAUCACCUUUCAUGCUAGAAAUUACUGAUAAUAUUUACCUCACUGAAAUUCCUGCAAAUGCAUUCCAAGGCAUUACCAAUGAUGUGCUAACGGUGAUGCUAUACAGUAAUGGCUUUACUAAAAUCCAACACCAUGCCUUCAAUGGGACAAAACUAGAUGCUAUAUAUCUUCACCGUAAUAAACAACUAACAGAUCUGAGUGAAGACAUGUUUGCAGAAACCAUUAGUGGUCCAGUGCUGCUUGAUGUGUCUGACUCAGCCAUUACCUCCCUUCCAGCAAGAGGACUAGAGUCACUCCGGGAACUCAGCGCUCGGAAUGUUUGGGCCCUUAAAAAACUUCCACCUAUCAAAACUUUCAGAAAUCUGUUUGGUGCUGAUAUGACGUAUCCUAGUCAUUGCUGUGCAUUCAAGAACCUUAAGAAAAAGAAAGGGUACCUGGAAUACAUUCUUUGUAACUUGACUGAAAAGCAUGGCCAACAUCACAAAAGAUCAGUUGAUACAGUUACAAUCCCAGCUGUCAAGGAUGCUAAAGACUCAAAAGACAUGAGUGACCUCCAUACGAACAACUAUAACCAUUACGACUUUCUAAGUAGUCUACAUUAUCAGGACUUUCUUGGUGGGCAUGCUGACCAUGAUUUGGGCUUUGGGGACACACUGAAGAAUCCUCAGGCAGCCACCAGUCAGGACUUUGAUAGUCAUUAUGACUAUGUUAUAUGUGAGGAUGGAGAAGCUGUGACAUGCUUCCCAGUCCCUGAUGACUUCAACCCCUGUGAGGACAUCAUGGGUUUCAGCUUCCUGAGAGUGUCUGUUUGGUUUGUCAGUUUGCUGGCUGUACUUGGAAAUUUUAUGGUGCUCUUUGUGCUCCUCACCAGUCAUUACAAAUUAUCUGUCUCCCGGUUUCUCAUGUGCCACUUGGCAUUUGCUGACUUCUGCAUGGGACUCUAUCUGCUUCUCAUUGCCUCAGUGGACCUUUACACACAGACAGAAUAUUACAAUCAUGCAAUAGACUGGCAGACAGGACCAUGGUGUACACUUGCUGGAUUUAUCUCCAUCUUUGCAAGUGAGUUGUCAGUUUAUACAUUGACCACAAUAACUCUGGAGCGCUGGCAUGCAAUCCACUUUGCAAUGCAUUUAGAUCGUAAACUGCGUUUGUCCCAUGCCUCUGCUGUCAUGCUUGGUGGAUGGCUCUUAUGCUUCCUGCUGGCCCUUAUGCCAGUGUUGGGGGUAAGCAGUUACCAGAAGGUCAGCAUAUGCUUGCCCAUGAGCACUCAGAACCUGUUGGACCAGGUCUACAUUUUAUUUGUGUUAGUUCUUAACAUUGUGGCCUUUGUGGUCAUCUGUGCCUGCUACAUUAGGAUCUACUGUGCAGUGCACAACCCCACUUACACCUCAGCCAGCAAAGAUAGCAGUAUUGCUAAGCGCAUGGCUGUGCUAAUUUUCACCGACUUCCUCUGCAUUGCACCAAUCUCUUUCUAUGCCAUAUCGGCUGCGCUGGAUCAUCCACUCAUAACCAUUUCAAAUUCCAAGAUCCUGCUUGUGCUCUUCUACCCUCUGAACUCCUGUGCUAAUCCUUUUCUCUAUGCCAUAUUUACCAAGGCCUUUCAGGGAGAUGUAUUUAUCUUGCUCAGCAAGAUUGGCCUGUGCGAGCAACAGGCCCAAAUGUUUCGAGGCCAAACUGUCUCCACAAAAGCAAGUAGCGGAGACACAAACAGGCGUGGAAUAAGAACAAAAAUGCUAACCCGAUGGAAUGUUCUGACCACUGCUACCUGUCAUAAACAAGGACACUAA
Messenger RNA from Tachysurus vachellii, 2235 nucleotides. RefSeq names its product thyroid stimulating hormone receptor (gene tshr). Gene Ontology annotation, molecular function: thyroid-stimulating hormone receptor activity; protein binding. The record is from RefSeq and is a predicted model, not a curated record. Gene Ontology annotation, biological process: G protein-coupled receptor signaling pathway. The transcript is spliced from 10 exons. Gene Ontology annotation, cellular component: membrane. The coding region runs from base 1 to 2235 and encodes 744 amino acids. Lineage: Eukaryota; Metazoa; Chordata; Actinopteri; Siluriformes; Bagridae.